CCAGAAGUACUUAGCUAUUGUUGCCUUCUUCACAGCAGUAAGCCGUAGGUUGAGAACGAGAUGUAAAUAAGCGAAUCUAACGGUCUAGAUAGACAGUAGACCUCUUUAUUUACUAGAAAACGACAACAUUUAGACAGAAUGGUUUUGUUUACUUGUCUAACGGUGUUUUUGCUGAGCGCCUUGGUCGAGGGAGCGGAGAAGAAAGAGGGAGAUGACGAGUGGGUUCAUCUGCCUAAUAAAUGUGAAGUGUGUAAGUUUGUCAGUAUUGAGAUGAAGUCUGCCUUUGAGGAAACGGGCAAAACCAAGGAAGUGAUUGAGAGGAACUACCGUUUCCUUGACGGCAACAAGGGAGCUCCGCCAAUCAAAUAUGUCAAGUCAGACAUCCGUUUCAUUGAGGUUGUGGAGAAUGUGUGUCAGAGGCUCUCUGGCUACAACCUACACAAGGAGAGAGAGGGCAGCAACCGCUUUGCCAAGGGUAUGUCUGAGACUUUCUCUACCCUCCAUGGCCUGGUCCAUAAAGGGGUAAAGGUCGUCAUGGAUAUCCCCUAUGAACUUUGGAAUGAAACCUCUGCAGAGGUCGCUGACCUCAAGAAACAGUGUGAUGUUAUGGUAGAGAAGUAUGAGGAGGUGAUAGAGGACUGGUACAAAGGCAGUCAGGAGGAAGAUCUCACCACGUACCUCUGUGAGAAACACGUUCUGAAGGGACAGGACGCCGCCUGUCUGAAAGAGGAGUACUCUAAGAAGAAGGGAGACGCGGCAGCCAUCGCCGAGGACAAGAAGAAGAAAAAGAAGAAGGGAGUAGUAAAGAAGAGUGAGGGAGGAGGGAGUGAGGGAGGAGGAGGGAGUGAGGGCGGCAGGCAGGAAGGAGAGAAGACGAUGAAGAAAAAGAAGAAAGAGAAGGUGAAGAAGAAGAAGAAGAAGGGGAAGGGAAAGGCCGUAUCAGCUGAGAAGGAGAGAGUGGAGAGGGACGGGGUCUCGUCGGAUGAAGAUAUCCAGAAAAAGGUGGCUCUGCCUGGGAAGAACACAGAGCUGUGAGACCCUGGAGGAAUGGAGCCCUGGGGCCUAGUCCCAAAAGGGCACCCUAUUCCCUACUUAGUGCACUACUCCCUUGGUCAAAAGUAGUUCACCACAUAGGGAAUAGGGUGCCUUUUUGGGACGAAUGACUGAUCGGGGGGCAUAAAGGAGACUUAUGCAUCUCUUUUCUCUUUCCACUUUCCUUCUCAACCCCCCCCCCCAGUGAUUAUUUGAUUUGGACCCCAAACCCCCCCCCCCCCCAGUGAUUAUUUGAUUUGGAGUCCCCCACCCAAGAAUCCUUUACUCUUGGUAGUUCUGAAUGGUUGUGUUGACAAUACUGUUGAUUCUAUGGUCUCGUGUGUGUGUGUGUGUGUGUGUGUGUGUGUGUGUGUGUGUGUGUGUGUGUGUGUGUGUGUGUGUGUGUGUGUGUGUGUGUGUGUGUGUGUGUGUGUGUGUGUGUGUGUGUGCUGUUCUCAGAAACAUUCUUGCUGCUUUUACAUGUAUUUUUGCCUCAUGCUUUGGUUACAUGUGUUCAACAGAUUUUUUGGGGGGGGUACAAAUAAUAAUAAUAAUAUUAAAAUAGAUAAGGCAUUGUUUUCUAAUGGGGCGGAACAUUACAAGGCCUCUAUUGACAAGCUCUCAAAUGACAGGCCUCUAUUGACAAGCUCUCAACUAACAGGCCUCUAUUGACAAGCUCUCAACUAACAGGCCUCUAUUGACAAGCUCUCAACUGACAGGCCUCUAUUGGCAAGCUCUCAACCAACAGGCCUCUAUUGACAAGCUCUCAAAUGACAGGCCUCUAUUGGCAAGUUCUCAACUAACAGGCCUCUAUUGGCAAGCUCUCAACUGAAAGGCCUCUAUUGACAAGCUCUCAACUGAAAGGCCUCUAUUGACAAGCUCUCAACUGACAGGCCUCUAUUGGCAAGCUCUCAACCAACAGGCCUCUAUUGACAAGCUCUCAAAUGACAGGCCUCUAUUGGCAAGUUCUCAACUAACAGGCCUCUAUUGGCAAGCUCUCAACUGAAAGGCCUCUAUUGACAAGCUCUCAACUGACAAGCCUCUAUUGACAAGCUCUCAACUGACAGGCCUCUAUUGGCAAGCUCUCAACUGAAAGGCCUCUAUUGACAAGCUCUCAACUGAAAGGCCUCUAUUGACAAUCUCUCUAUUGACAAGCUCUCAACUAACAGGCCUCUAUUGACAGGCCUCUAUUGACAAGCUCUCAACUGAACGGCCUCUAUUGACAAGCUCUCAACUGAAAGGCCUCUAUUGACAAGCUCUCAACUGACAGAAGGAGUUUUACUUUAGGUUAAUAAUUUUUUACAGACAACCGGUCAUGAAGUGAAGCAACAUAUUGGUACCUAUUUCCUUUUAAAUAUAAAUAUACUGUAUAUCAAAGAGAGUGAGAUUUUUUACAAAAACGGUAUAUUUAUUUUAUAUUUUAAAUGUAGAAUAACCCUUAUGAUUUAUUCAAGCCUCAUUGAUUUGUCUUUAGUUUGUAUUUUACAUUUUUGUUGUAGUAGUCUGCUGGAUUUUUGUUUAUUUUUGUUGUGUUUAAGAUGGUUGUUUUUCUCAGUCAGUGACUCAGCGGAGACUAUUUAUACUGUACAAAAAUAUAAACGCAACAUAAAACAAUGUAAACAAC
Salvelinus fontinalis (brook trout) is the source of this 2656-nucleotide messenger RNA. RefSeq names its product protein canopy homolog 3-like. Gene Ontology annotation, cellular component: endomembrane system. Bases 139 to 1035 code for a protein of 298 amino acids. NCBI's taxonomy places the organism in Eukaryota, Metazoa, Chordata, Actinopteri, Salmoniformes, Salmonidae. The transcript is spliced from 6 exons. The record is from RefSeq and is a predicted model, not a curated record. Gene Ontology annotation, molecular function: signaling receptor binding.